UCAUUUAUCAUUGUGAUCAAAUUAUUGACACUUUUUUUCCCUGUAAAAUGCUUAUCACCUCGUCAGUCAGAAUUUUCUAGAACACCACUGCUACAGGCGUCCACUGAUGACAAGACAUAUAUGAUGCAAAAGACAGGUAAUGUUGUGAUACUGCCGACGUACAUUCAGAAGGAACAAUGUUGCCCAAUCAGUACGCCCAAUGCUCAGAGUCAAAGGCAAGGGGAAUGGCAGGUAUGGUAUAUAGACAUGGAUAAGACAUUCAUUGAAAAGACCUGAGAAAUACGACAGAAACAUUGCUUAUGGACAGAGCAGGUAGGUGUUUGUUUUGUCUGAAAGUGUCCAGAUGUUCGGCUGAAGACAAUAGCAGAGUUUACUUUAACAACCUAUUAUAGCAAUAGAGAUGACCUGACCAUUAUUAGAAAAAAAGAUAGUGGUCUGUUAUAUACACAGGAAGUAGCUGACUUCUGUGACAGCGGGAAUUUUGUCCUGAUAUGAAUUUCGUGCGUCUAACAUUUGCCCGUUUUCUUGCUCGGAUGUUUAUAUGCUAGAACCUAAGCAUGCUCUGGGGAUGAUGUGAAGUCUUGGGCUCAAACUGGGAGUCACAGAGCAAGAGCAAAGAUACAGAAAAGUGUGGGUGUAGUCUAUGGUAUUUGUCAAGUCAGCUAGAAAAUAAAAGUUGUUCUCAAAAGAUCCUGAAGAAAAAAAAAACUUUCCAAAAUUUUCAUUGUAUCAUUGUGCAUCAGUAUUUCUGUUUAGCAUUAAGACCACUGUUUGUAGCACUUAGGAAAAUUGUAGGAAAAUUACAGAACUGACAGUCAGGUUGCAAUUAUUUCUCAGCAGCAUAUAAUUGUUACUUGUUUGGUGAAUAUAGUAACUGAUGGCCCUGUUUUUUCUGUUCUAAUUUGAGAAGUAUUUUACAUAUAGUAAUGUUGCAAGAGAGGUGAGUAUUUAAGCUCUCUAUUAAGUUAAAGGUCUUUAUACUGGCCUGUGUAAUAUCUGAAAUUUUAAAGCGCCUUUUUUCUUCUAUUUGAUAAAUUUGAAUUGUGCCAACGAAUUACCAGUUUUACAAACAGGAUGGUACCUUUUCCAGUUGCUGUAAUUAUUUCAACUAACUUUGGAACUUUCAUGGAUUGGAAAUACUACACUUUAUAAUCAACAGCAGGCAACAAAUUUACUCUCAGUCAGGUCUACUGAUAAAGAUUAAGAAAAAGUAAUGCUGUGUAUAUCGUGGCAGAUGUUUAUGGGUCCAUUUGAGUUCUUAUGUUAUGUGGUACAGUGUAUUAUAUGCCAUAUUAAACAUUAUGGACGCCUUCGAGUGGUCAGAGAUCAUGUAUGUUGUGUUGUAUAUCGUAUCAUUUGACUUCCCCUGCCGGCCCCUGGAGGAUGGGCUCCCCCUUUGAGUUUGGUUCCUUCCUUCUAGGGAGUUCUUCCUUGCCACUGUCGCCUCUGGCUUGCUCACUAGGGGCUUUGGGUGGAGAUUCUAUGAAGCGCUUUGAGACAAUGUAAUGUUAUACCAUAGAUGAGUUACAUACAGGAAAUAAUUUACUGUAGUUAUAAAGAUUGCACCCAUAGCUUCCAGGAUAGGCACUGGAACCCCGUGACCCUGAAUAGGACAAGCGGGUAAAGAAAAUGGAUGGGUGGAUGGAUGGAUGGAUGGUCUUAAACAUGAACUUAAUCUGAAUUAUAUGUAUUUAUAGCUGCCUCUGAAACUUGGAUUGAAAAGUAACUUAAGAUUGAUAAAUCAAUUAAAAGACACAACAACACAAAACUGUACAGAAUACGCUUUUAAUAUGUCAGUUUAAUGUCAGAGUACACCAAUAUAAUAUUUACUGUUUUGUAAUGUUACUUUUCAGAUUUGAAUUACUGAUUCUCUGGCACGCUAUUUUAUUAAAAUGUCUGCAGUCACUUAUUGUUUGAACAGCAAAAUAUCGGUACAUAAAAAGCAUCACAAAAAGAGAUCAUGCAUACUGCUAGUAACUUUUCCGUUUCAUUUGAUUGUGCCGGCAUUUCGUGACAGAAAUCACACCUUUAAACGGUCUUGUAGUUGUACAGCACCUGCUAACAGGUACAGAGUUGUAGGCCAGCGCACACUCCCUCCCACACAGCUCUGAUAGCCUGUUAGCCUCUUCACACAGAAGUAGUACUGAACAGCCCAGAAGCAGCUUCACGGGCUCAUCUGUGAGCUACAUCAUUAUCUGUGCAGCAGCACAGGUGAAUGUGCAGGGACCGCUGCCAAAUAGUUUUGGUUAGGAGGGAGGGGUGCUCGGUGGUGGGUGUGUACUCUUUUCAUAUAUAACCAUUUGGUGGAACAGUUUGUUUCCCUCUUACGGGUAACUGACACACCUCCGGCAGGAAAAUUGAGCUCUUCUGUCUUUCUCUCUCAUUUUCACAUGCCGCAAAGGAUAAGACUCUGCUUCCUGACAAGAACUGGGGGCGAGGCGAUUUGAAAAACGGCUAUCUACUGAAAGAGUCACUGGUGAGAAAAUGGCCAACAGAGAAGACGACUUAAUUGGGAUCCCAUUCCCCAACCACAGCAGCGAUGUUUUAUGCAGUCUAAACGAACAGCGCCGGGAUGGUCUUCUGUGCGAUGUCGUACUCAUUGUUCGGGACCAGGAGUACCACACACAUCGUUCUGUCUUGGCCGCCUGCAGUCAGUACUUCAAAAAACUCUUCACUGUAGGAAUGGACUGUGAUCAACACAGUGUCUAUGAAAUUGACUUUGUUGCACCUGAAUCGCUUACUGCAAUCCUGGAAUUCGCUUACACCUCCACUCUCACAAUCACCACUUCUAAUGUGAAAGAGAUCUUAAAUGCUGCUCAAAUGCUGGAGAUUCCCUGCAUUAUCCGAGUGUGCCUGGAGAUUAUGGACACGGGAAGGGAAGAUGAGGAGGAAGAUGAAGACGAGGAGGAUGAGGACGAUGUGGAGGAAGAAGGUGAAGAGUCAAAGGAGGAAGAACACGAUGAUAAUGAAGCUGCUGAACAAUCGAUACAAUCUUCUGCAGGUCAAGACCAAGAUUGUUCUCCGAGUACCUCCCAGCAGGAAAUAAUUUCAAACAGACUGAGAACUGAGGUCACAGAGGUUUUCAAUGAGAAACCCAGAAACAAUGAAAAUUUAGAAGGCAGAGCCCUGAAAGAUUUUUCCAUUGAAUCCUUACUACAAGAAGGAUUGUACCCAAAGUUAACAGGUAUAGACAGACGGUCAGCUCUUCCCCCACUCCUUCCAGGGUUAUUCCCACCCAUGUGGCCCGGGGAUUUCCCAAGCUUUCCUCAAAUCCAGAAACCUAACCCUAGCCCCCUCCCAUACUGCCAAGAACUUGAAAGCAGGCCACUGGACCUAGCAGUUAAGAAGGAGGGCAUUAAGGAAGAGCUGAACGAUGAGAUCACCAGUAGCCUUUUUCACAGUGACUUUUUAAAAGACUUUAUGGGCGCAGGUCUUGGUAUGAUACCUGAAUCCCACCUCGGAACUAUUAAGGAUGAGUCAGAUUUUAGGUCAUACUUGAACUUCCUUAGUGCCACUCACCUUGAAAGCUUAUUCCCCCCUUGGCAGCUAGAGGAAGAGAGAAAAAUGAAGACCAAAGCAUCCCAACAGUGUCCAAUCUGUAACAAGGUAAUUCAGGGGGCAGGAAAACUGCCUCGUCACAUGAGGACACACACUGGAGAGAAACCGUACAUGUGCACUAUCUGUGAGGUCAGAUUCACCAGGCAAGACAAAUUGAAGAUCCACAUGCGUAAGCAUACUGGAGAACGGCCAUACAUCUGCCUUCAUUGCAAUUCCAAAUUUGUCCACAACUACGAUCUGAAGAACCACCUACGUAUUCACACAGGGGUACGGCCUUACCAGUGCGAGCACUGCUACAAGAGCUUCACGCGGUCGGACCACCUUCACCGGCACAUAAAGAGGCAGAGCUGCCGCCUUUCUCGACCUCGAAGGGGCCGCAAGCCCGCUGCCUGGCGCUCCCCCAACUUCCUUUAUCCAUCAUCCGCCCAUCAUGAAGAUAAGGGCCUCAGCAUCAACAGCCAACUGCUCUCACUUGGACACGGUGUCUCUGGUCCCAGGUUCUUAGAGAGACAUCACUUGGGGGGCAGCAGCCUGAGCUUUGAGGACUUGGACAACAGUAGGGAGAGUCUUGAUGUCAAAUUAGACAGAAACCAUGGUGAUGAGAUGGAGAGGAAGAAAGGUGUGUUUACAUUUGCCCUGACCCACGACGAUAUUCUCUCCCAUCAACCAUUCUACUCUGCCGCAGCUGACCCCUGGGCAAUGAGGCUAAACCACAUUACUCCCAUCCCAGAGGGGACCAAGUAAAUCCUUCCAAAUUAACAAAACAAGCCUCAAGAGCUACUCAUAUCUUACUGCAAUGAUCCUACUCAUAGAACAGAAAUUUAUAUUUAAGGUAAACACGUUUUGAUAUUCUGAAAUCUCAUAAAUUCCUACAUAUUAGGGCUCAUAGAAUUUUCUGUUAUCUCAGUUCAUGUCGUACACUGCUGUAAUAAUAAUAGUACUUAAAAAGACACACUAAAACUAAUCAGGAUUCCAUUUUAGGUCUUUAUAAGACUGUACUUUGUCAGUAUGUGUAAUUUGGGGGCAUUUUGUUUUAAGAAGCUGAACAUGGAGUCAUUUAUCACUCUAGUUAACUGAUUUCUGAGGCUGACUUAGAAUAAUCGAUAUUUGUCAUCUGCAGCGUUUAUACUUGAUGGGCUUUGAAAGACAAUCAGUCGUUUUUCAAAUUUCAAAAUGCUAAAGUCAAAAUAAAUUUUACAGCAAUUAAUUAAAUACUUAUUUAUUCCUGAAUAAUUAAGCCUCCUGACUUUAAUAAUGGUAUUAGCAUAUUGAAAGAUGUGAUUAUUUGAUGACUUAAAUAAUCUGACCUUUCAAAAUACAUACAAUGAAAAUCAUACUUUAUACUUAUAUACGUGUAUAUUGAAUUUCAAGGAGGAAAAUUCCUCAGGAAUGCUUAAAUAUAUAUAUAGUACAUUUUGAAAUUUGUCAAAUGACAUGUUUUAAUAUGUAUACAUUUUUACAUGUGUUAAAUUUUAAUUAAAAUUUAAUUGAAACAAAGACAUUCAUAUAAAAAAAAGUGCUCAGCUACAGACUGUUUCCUGUGCAUUACCCAGAGUCCACAUUAAUCUUCAAAUUAUGUUAAUUGUUUACAUGCUGUAAAUCCAUAUAUAUAAGACAAAAAUAUUCUGCAGAACACGCUAUGCUUUUCUUGCAAGUCUAAACUUUGAAGAUGUACAUAUGUUUGACAGUAGAUUUGGAAAUUUGGAUUUCAAUUUGGAUAUUAUGUCAAAAUAAUUUUAGCUCAUACAUAUAUGGAAAAAUAACUAUGUGAUCAAUCUGAGUAUACAGAUGUGGUUAGGUGUAACUUUUUUUUGUUUUGCUGUUAUAUUGGAAUGAUGACUGCAGACAUAAUAAAUGGUCUGCCCAUGAAAUAUCAUGACAAUGAUAAAAGAGCUGCUUUUUAACCUCAUGGAGAAUUGCAACUAUUCCCCUUAAUUGUCUUUCAUGUAUUCUAGCAAUAUUUUUUUCAAAACCCUCAUCUGUUGGACGUAAUAUGAAAUAUACUUGUAAUAUAAAAUGUUAUACUGCCCCCUACUGGCCAGCUGAGAUUUAAUAUAUUAGAUACGAUUUAAUAUACUGUAUACUCUAUACUGGGGUAUAGAUAACCUAUAACCUUUCUUAAAUUCAAAUAAAAGUAGAACAGAGCUGGGGACGACUAAUGCAUGUUAGCAUAACUAUUCAGGAACUAAGUGAGGGCUUUGGUAUUUUUCCAUUUGAAAUAUAUCCCCCUGAAUAUUUUUUUGUAUUUUGUGUAAACCAAUUGAUAACAUGGCAUUUCACUGCCCGUGACCCUGACAUGGUAAAGAAUGGACCGAUGGGUAUAUUUUUGUGUCCAAACUGCAUAAUUCUACCUAUUUUAAUGGAUUUGCCCAGUUUACAAAAUAAUUAGAUAUUAUGAAAGCUUAACACAUACAUAAAUCAAACCUAGGUAAGUGUAAAUAUGUACAUAAUGUUUUUGUGUGACGUUUUUGUAAUCUUCCAAAGAUGUGGAUAGCUAGAAAUUGCAUAAACCUGACAGAGCCUUGUUUUAUGUGUUUCUUUAACAAGCUUUAAUUUUUAAAAUUAUUUUGUAUUUAUUAAUUUUGAAGAUGCUGAGCAGAUUGUUCUGAUCAGUAUUAGAAAAAAGUUUAAAAUACAAGUGGUACACCAGUUAUUUUGUAAAUCAAAAGAUAUUCAAAAGGAUAUGAUGGAAUAUUUUCUAGUUAUUUAUAUUUUAAAUUUCUUUCACUCUACUUUAUCUUUAAAAGUUUUCGCUGAAUGACUCAAUCAUUGUACGAAACUCCAUAAUCUAGAAUUCUCUGUGUUCAUUCAGUACAAGUAGGACAAAUUGUAUCUUCCAAAUGAUCUUCAAAAACUCAUUCAAAACUGACAGGAUGCCCUGUACCCUAAUAAAAUUUAUAAUUAGCUGCAAGUUCAAGUGCAAGUCCUACUGUUUCUUUUCACUUUAAAAGCAACCAAUGGUCAUAAAAAGCUUCUGUUUCCACUGAUUUAGCUUGACAGACGCCAAACAGAUGUCUUCUCAGUGCUUAACGUUUUGUAUCUUUUGUAUGUUUUGUACGAGCUAAGAGAAGUGCACGCAAAUUCAUACCUGUAAAUAUGUAUGGAAAUGUAGAUCUGAGUGUAUUUGCACUAAUUGCUUUCGAUGUUCAACUUAUAAUAUACUCCUAAAAUGGGAAUAUCUUUCAACAAAUGCAGUGAACUUGCAUAAUGUAUGUAAUUAUUCUUAUAAUUACAUAAUGUAUGAAAUUGAUCUUUCACCUGAAUUUCUCAUGUACAUACCUGUUCCUGAUGGAGUUUUUUUGCCUGUUUUUAAAGCAGUUUAUUAUGAAAAACAACCUGGGUCAAGCUGUUGGUCGACAAAAUAAAACAGUUUUUC
Paramormyrops kingsleyae is the source of this 6934-nucleotide messenger RNA. RefSeq names its product zinc finger and BTB domain containing 7C (gene zbtb7c). NCBI's taxonomy places the organism in Eukaryota, Metazoa, Chordata, Actinopteri, Osteoglossiformes, Mormyridae. Gene Ontology annotation, biological process: regulation of transcription by RNA polymerase II. The record is from RefSeq and is a predicted model, not a curated record. Gene Ontology annotation, molecular function: RNA polymerase II cis-regulatory region sequence-specific DNA binding; protein binding; DNA-binding transcription factor activity, RNA polymerase II-specific.